AUGCUUCCUCACGAUGUUCCCGGUGCUGAUGAGGGCCAGCAAGCUUGUCAAGGUAACAGCCAUCAUGCAAACGUCUCCUCAACUCAAGAGGGCUUUUCGCCAGCGAUCUCGCCCAGAGCUCAUUCGUUUGACGAGAUCGUUCCGCAUCGACAUUACCCGCCCUUGCCAUCGUCAACCGUCGACUUGCAACGUCGAAGUCAUUCCUCGCCAACUUGGUCAUCAGCUCGUGUCGCUUCACCAUCAUCGAACAAGCCUCAGGUCAUAUUGGAUAUGAGCCUGAUUCAGGCGAGGGCCGAGAUGCUCGAAAUGCAGACAAGGCGCGACCUGGAUGAGGCCCAUAGGACGACAGAGCGCCACUUUGAGGAGAUGCUUGAUAGCAAGGGCUUUCGCGUGACGCAUGCGUGCGAGCAUUGUCGACAACGCAAGGCAAAGUGCUCGGGACAGCAACCUUGCCAGCGAUGCGCCCAACAAGGCAUUCUGUGCGUCUACUCCAGACACGAACGGAGGGGAAAGCUCGUUGAGCCGAUGCGCAACUUCAUCGAUGUACCAUCCCAAUCUUCAAGACAUACGCUGAUGAGCCCAAUGAUAGCUGUACCAUCGUUUGCAGCAGGUAUGCUGGGAGGUGGACCGAUGCGAAUGGAAAGGAGUCGCGAGGUAAGGUAUUCCAACAUGUCUGUGCCAUACGGACUGCGACGAAACACUGCGCCGUCCGUACCAUUGCAACACGUGCCGAUGACAAGGGAUGGUGCUACGUCAUCAACACCUCUACCACUACCGCCACUGCCCCCACAGCAGCAGCAUCAGCAUCAGCAUCAGCAGUCCGCCGAGACAAGCUCGUGGCCCUUGCUCCCUCCGACCACACGUGAGCUCAGGGGGUCGAACCAGUACAUUCCCGGGCAGCAAAGCAUGCCGCCGCAGUUGCCUAGACCCACACCGCUGCGAUACAGUAGCACUGCUGCCGUUCAAGGACGUUCAGAAGCUCAAGCCCUUGAUGUGUCGCGAGAACAGCAGCCAAACGUCGCUGCGCGUCCUUGGACCUCGGCAACAGUCUUGUAUUCGAGUGACGGCCACCUGAUAACUCACAGCACGCAUUCCCCACCACAAGCUCAGCUUCCAUCACGCUUCGACUUGGUAACACUCAGAUCGCCAAUGCAGCUUCCAAGCGGCUUUCCACGACCGACAGUUCCACCGUCAUCGUCUCCACAUCCUAGCGGUUCAACUGAAGGCAUGGUCGCUCCCGAGAACUCAUCCCUGCUGCUUACUGCUCCUCCUUCUCCGGUUUACGCAUCAGCUUAUCAACACACGAAUCUUAAACAUCCAGCACAAGGCUCGUCGCUUCAUCCAGCACCGAUCGAUACCGCCAGCAAUCCGCAUGGAGAAUGGUCGACAGACACAGGACUAUCUCAAGAAGUUCGGAGAGGAAGCUUGUCGACCGAAGGAGAACGAUCUCACGGUAGCGACCUGGUGAAAACACGCACUAGAAUCGCACCUUUCAUGGAUCCAGGGCUAGAGCCGUCUGUUACACGGAAAGAUGACAGCUACCCCGCUGAUCAAUCGCCCAAGUCGCACAACGCACAGAACCUGAAUGAAGAUGCGAACGAGUCUUAG
Messenger RNA from Ustilago hordei, 1608 nucleotides. RefSeq lists its product as uncharacterized. The record is from RefSeq and is a predicted model, not a curated record. Gene Ontology annotation, biological process: positive regulation of transcription by RNA polymerase II. Gene Ontology annotation, molecular function: zinc ion binding; DNA-binding transcription factor activity, RNA polymerase II-specific; sequence-specific DNA binding. Lineage: Eukaryota; Fungi; Basidiomycota; Ustilaginomycetes; Ustilaginales; Ustilaginaceae. The transcript has 2 exons. The coding region runs from base 1 to 1608 and encodes 535 amino acids. Gene Ontology annotation, cellular component: nucleus.